AUGCUUACAUCAACACCUUCUCAUGCCUCUUCUUCUUCAUUCUCUUCUAAAAAUAUUCAUUCCAUCUCCACCACUCUUGAAUAUCAAUCUCUUCUUAAAGAAUAUCGUUCCACUCAUCACAUCAUUACACUUGCUACAUUUACCAAAGAACAAGAAACAUCUCAUAAAUGUCUUCAUUGUAAACUCUAUAGAGAUUUACUUGUGAAAUAUGUUGAAUCAUUCCCAAAUGAUAUAAAAGGAAUUUUAGUAGAAUUUACACCUCAAUCUCAACAAUUUGUCAUUGAAACAUUACAUUUAACACAUUUACCAAGUAUUAGUAUUCAAUCUAAAUUUAAUGAUUUAAAACCCUAUGAAUGUAAUUUAAGAGAAACACAAAUGUGGGAUUGUGUGAAAAUUGCAUUGAAAGAUGAUGAUGAAUUGAGUGAAGAAUUGAAUCAUUUCAUUGAUUUGGAAUUUGUGAAGGAAUUGUAUACAAAAUAUCAAGCUGAAUUUGAAAAGAGUAGUGAUAGUAGUACUGGUGGUGGUGGUUCUUCAAGUCAAUCUCUCUUUUCCAUUCUCUCUUCCUUAUCAAAAAUAUUUUUAAUUGGGUUUGUCAUUACUGGAUUUAUUAUUGGAAUUUCAACACUACAAAGUUUAUUACCAUUUGGAAAAUAUGCUCUAUUCAUGUUAUGUAUCUUAAUUUAUAUUGUAUGUAUGGCUGGAACUGUAUUUAAUGCCAUUCAAAAUCCACCACCUUAUCAAUUUAAUCCCUAUGAGAAAUCCAUUACAUUUUUCUAUCCAAGUAUGAGAAUGUCUUUUGCAUUGGAAGGAUAUUUUGCAAUGGUGGUUGUGGUGGUGUCUGCAUUUUAUUUUAUUGCAAUUCCUUAUAGUGGAAUGAAGAAGAGUGAAACCACAAAUGAUCAGAAAAACUACUCAACUAGUUCUUCUCUUAAUCAUGGUGGAGAGACUACUACGAGAGGUAAUAAUACCACCACUUUGACCACCACCACCACCUCUACUAGGACCAGUAGUACCAAAUCUAAAAAGAAGACUGAGAAAGCUACCAGUGUCACCACUACCUCUUCUUCUUCUUCCUCGGUACAGUCUCGAUCGAGCAGUGCAAGUUCAAUGGAACAGAUGGAGGAUGAAGAUAAUCAAGAAAGCAACAAUGAGAGUGAUACUGCAAGCUAUUUAUGGCAAAUUAUCAAAAGAACUUUCUUUAUUUGGGGAUUCUUUUUCACUUUUUGGGCUGCCAUGAUCUUUUUCAUGAUCAAAACUAGUUUUUAUCUAUCAGAGACUCCUUAUCAUUUCAUUGUUCAAUUGCUAUUAGAUAUUUUCAACAAGUAA
Naegleria fowleri is the source of this 1326-nucleotide messenger RNA. RefSeq lists its product as uncharacterized. The coding region runs from base 1 to 1326 and encodes 441 amino acids. NCBI's taxonomy places the organism in Eukaryota, Heterolobosea, Eutetramitea, Acrasida, Naegleriidae. The record is from RefSeq and is a predicted model, not a curated record. The transcript has a single exon.